Messenger RNA from Drosophila pseudoobscura, 2070 nucleotides. RefSeq lists its product as uncharacterized. NCBI's taxonomy places the organism in Eukaryota, Metazoa, Arthropoda, Insecta, Diptera, Drosophilidae. The transcript has 4 exons. The record is from RefSeq and is a predicted model, not a curated record. Bases 115 to 2022 code for a protein of 635 amino acids.
UUACUCCGUCAAAAUCAAUCCCUUGAAUAGAACAAAACACUGCUGAGCUUAUCUUAACUGUAUCGAAGUAUUUAUAUUUUUCUACAAUCUACAAAAUUGAAAUAAUAUAGAGCCAUGCAUAAGCUACCCCAGAAACUGAAAAAUGAGGAUCGGCAGAGCUUCGUGGCCACGCGGAUGAGUGUGCCGCUCUUCAUGCUGUCACGCAAUCGCAUCAGGGAGGAUGAAUUGCCGCAGCUCAAGAGCCAAUUCAAGUUGGCUGGAAAGCACUACAAUCAGGAUUGCAAGAAGGAGAAUCGUGGUGAAGGCGCCAGCAAGGCCACCUUUGACCACUAUCGGCACGUCACGGGCUAUGACAAGCAGCCAAAGAACCCGUAUCCGGAGCGUCGCAGCCUGCGCAUUGACCGUACCAUGACCACGUGGAAGGGAUGGCAGCUGCCACCGAAUCACUACGGGGUGCCUCCGGUGCCCUACCUCAGGAAGAAGGGCUCCAAGGGAACGACGUUCGCCAAGCAGCACACAAAUCACGCACGCGUCUCGACAAAGCCGCCUCCAUUCAAAUUCUACGAUCUUCCGUCGGAAAUCGAGCGUCUGUUUAAGCGGGACAAUCUGCAGAAAGGGAUCUUCCUAUCGAAUGCCCGCGAUCGUCCAGCGACCACCCGUUUCAUGGUCUCCAGUGAGACGGGCUGCUGGCGUAACCCCGCCGAUCCGGGGCCCGCCGACACCCACUCGAACAUCCACGAGGUGCAGAAGAACAUGGUGCCGGUCACGAAGACUGCUCGCCCCAAUCCGCACCUAUUCCUGCGCCAAUCGUGCGUCCCCACGAAGCCCAGCUUUAUGAUGCGGCGCCACAUAACCUUUGAGCCAGGGCCAGGACGUUACGGCACCAGCUACGCGACCAGCUGUCCUUGUCCGUCGGGAAAGAUAAGCAAGCCGGGCCUGCAGCUUCUGAUUGACGAGCAAAAGCGCCUGAAGUUCCGUCGCUUGCCGUACAAGCGGAUCAAGAAGGAACGCUACUGCGAUCCCGAUUGGCGUCACGUCCAGGGUGGGGGCCACCAGCACAUCUUCCUCAUGAGCGAGAAAGACAAGCCAAAGCCGAAGAAGAAGGACGCCAUCGCGAAGAAGGAGGCCAAGAAGCCGGAGAAGAACCUCACCCUUUUCGCUGAUGCCAAGUACGUAAAUAUGGUGACCAAUCCCCUGCACAUUCCCAUGUCGGUGCGGAGUUUCCCGGUGCCCGAGUACGUGCCAAAGAUCGUCUACAACUGCGUGGCCAAGCGGGCGGUGCGAAAGCAGCUGAAGAACAACAAGAAGAUCGCCUUCAACAGCGGCCAGGAGCGUUGGAAGGACGCCGAACGCCCACUCCAGCUGACGGCACGCCAGUUGGAGGCUAUCAAGGAGAGCCUGCCCGAGGAUAGGCGCCUCAUUGAUCGCCCCGUGGUGCUGCCCUCCACGGAGAUCACCGGCAAGCUCUUCCACGUCCCCGACCACCAGAAGGUCACCUUCAUGCCCAAGCUGCGCAAGCGUCUGUUCAAGUUCCUUCCGAUUCCCGGGGCCAAGGUCCUUGUCACCGAUGGGGAUAUACGGCCCAACAUUGUCUUCGAUCCCGAUCACCCCUCCGGCUUGUACCGCAAGAGGCUGGACGAGACGAAGUUCUUCAAGGACUCGGUACUAAAGCUCCUGGCCGAAAAGAGAAGCACAGCAGAUCUGGCAACGGCAACGAGCAUGGUGAGCAUGGCCUCCCACGUAACGCAUGUCGGGGAAGACGAGGAGAACGAGGCCACUGAGGCCGUUCAGGCCGUUCCGGCCGUUCAGGCCACCGAAGCCACGGAGGUGACUGAUCAGCGGCCAGGGACGGUAGUCGGCUUUACCGAGAAGGAGAACAGGUCGUCGGCUCUCUCCGCUUCUAAAGCUCGUUCUGGGUCCGCCUCCAAGGAGCCAGCUCGUGCUGGGUCCGGUUCCAAAGAAGCAGCUCGUUCCGGCUCCGCUUCCAAGGGAGCUGCUGCUGAUGCUCCCUCCGACGGCUGAGGUCACAAUUAAAAUUUAACAAAGAUCCACGUUUACAUAGUUAUAAUA